Hevea brasiliensis (rubber tree) is the source of this 4863-nucleotide messenger RNA. Its product is annotated as ABC transporter G family member 31. Gene Ontology annotation, cellular component: membrane. The record is from RefSeq and is a predicted model, not a curated record. NCBI's taxonomy places the organism in Eukaryota, Viridiplantae, Streptophyta, Magnoliopsida, Malpighiales, Euphorbiaceae. Gene Ontology annotation, molecular function: ATP hydrolysis activity; ATP binding; ABC-type transporter activity. The transcript has 24 exons. The coding region runs from base 31 to 4329 and encodes 1432 amino acids.
AAAGACGCAGACACGUACGACGGAGUAGCCAUGGCAGCAGCUUCCAAUGGGACCGAGUACUUGGAGCUCCAGAUUGAUCCUGCCAGAGAGUCAUUUGCUCGUCCAUCCAAUGCCGAUUCUGUCAAGGAUGACGAGGACGACUUACUAUGGGAAGCCAUUUCCAAGUUACCGUCUCAGAAGCGAGGGAAUUUCGCAUUGUUGCGGCGAUCUUCAUCGGGCCAAGGAGGAGAAGGUAGUAGUCGAACGGAGACGAUUGACGUCACGAAGCUAGAUCGAGCCAACAGAGAGCUUGUUGUUAAAAAAGCUUUGGCCACCAAUGCCCAGGACAAUCAGAAGCUCCUUUCUGGCAUCAAAGAGCGUCUUGAUAGAGUUGGAUUGGAGGUGCCAAAGAUCGAAGUAAGGUUUGAGGAAUUGAAUAUAGAGGCGGAUGUGAGAACUGGCUCAAGAGCUUUGCCUAGCUUGAUUAAUGUCGUACGAGACACCGUUGAGGAUAUACUGACCACUUUGAGAGUAUUUCGACCUAAGAAACAUUCUUUAACCAUUUUGAACUACGUCAGUGGCACUAUCAAACCCGGAAGGAUGACAUUGCUGUUAGGACCACCAGGUUCUGGAAAAUCAACAUUGCUUUUAGCUCUUGCUGGAAAACUUGACAAGAAAUUAAAGAAAACUGGAGAUAUCACAUACAACGGCGAGAAACUUGAAGAUUUUUACGUUAGGAGGACUUCUGCAUACAUCAGCCAAAUAGAUAAACACAUUGCAGAGCUUACUGUACGAGAAACCCUAGAUUUUGCUGCUAGUUGUCAAGGUGCAAGUGAAGGCUUUGCAGCUUACAUGAAAGAUCUUAUCCGUUUGGAGAAGGAAAGGAACAUACGCCCAAGUCCAGAGAUCGAUGCUUUUAUGAAGGCAUCUUCUGUUGCUGGUAAAAAGCACAGUGUCUCAACAGACUACAUUUUAAAAGUGCUUGGUCUCGAUGUAUGCUCGGAGACAGUAGUAGGCAGUGACAUGUUGCGAGGUGUCUCUGGCGGCCAGAGAAAAAGGGUUACUACAGGAGAAAUGAUUGUGGGGCCAAGAAAGACCUUAUUUAUGGAUGAAAUAUCCACUGGACUUGAUAGUUCAACAACGUACCAAAUAGUGAAAUGUAUAGGGAAUUUUGUUCAUCAAAUGGACGCAACUGUACUAAUGGCUCUUCUUCAGCCUCCGCCUGAGACAUUCGAUCUGUUUGAUGAUUUGGUGCUAUUAUCAGAAGGCUACAUGGUGUAUCAAGGGCCACGAGCUCAAGUUUUACAGUUCUUCGAGUCUCUAGGAUUUCGAUUACCACCAAGGAAGGGCGUUGCAGAUUUUCUUCAAGAGGUGACCUCAAUAAAGGAUCAAGCACAGUACUGGGCUGAUCCUUCAAAACCAUAUGUAUUCAUGCCUGUUUCAGAAAUUGCAGAGGCAUUCGAUAAUUCGAGGUUUGGAAGGGCUGUGAAGUCCACACUUUCUGUUCCAGUUGACAAAUCCAGUUAUCAUCCUUCAGCUUUGUCAAAAACGAGAUAUGCCGUGUCAAGAUGGGAGCUCUUAAAAGCAUGCUUUGCUAGAGAAAUACUACUGAUCAAGCGGCAUCGUUUUCUUUAUUGGUUUAGGACAUGCCAGGUCUUUUUUGUUGGAUGCAUCACUUGCACUAUAUUCUUACGGACAAGAUUGCAUCCCACCAACGAGUCAUAUGGGAGUCUAUAUCUUUCUUGCCUCUUUUUUGGGCUGGUGCACGUGAUGUUUAAUGGGUUUUCCGAACUAUCUCUACUGAUAUUUCGACUCCCAGUCUUCUACAAGCAACGGGAUAAUCUCUUUCAUCCUGGAUGGGCAUGGUCUCUAGCCAGUUUUGUUCUACGUAUACCCUACUCUGCUGUUGAAGCCUUUGUAUGGUCUUUGGUUGUAUACUACACUGUUGGUUUUGCCCCUGCUUUUGGAAGGUUCUUGCGUUUUAUGUUCUUACUCUUUACAGUGCACCAAAUGGCAUUGGGUCUCUUUCGGAUGAUGGCUUCGAUAACACGAGAUAUGGUUAUUGCCAAUACAUUUGGGUCAGCUGCUCUGUUGAUUGUAUUUUUAUUGGGUGGAUUUAUCAUUCCUAAAGAAUCGAUUAAGCCUUGGUGGAUUUGGGCUUUUUGGGUGUCACCAUUAACCUACGGACAACGAGCAAUUUCAGUCAAUGAAUUUGGUGACGAAAGGUGGAUGAAGAGAUCUGCAAUUGGGAAUAAUACAAUUGGAUACAAUAUUCUCCAUGAGCAUAGUUUGCCAAUGAAUGAUAAUUGGUAUUGGAUUAGCAUCGGUGUUUUAUGGCUCUAUGCGGUGCUUUUCAACCUCGUUGUGACUUGGGCCUUAACCUAUCUUAAUCCUCUCCGGAAGGCUCAAACAGUGGCUGAUCCAGUUGAUGCCACAGAAGAAAAUUCUGCUAGAAAUGCUAAUCAGGGGACUCAGUUGAAUGGAACAUCUGCUAAGGAGGACAAUAAAAAGACGGGCAUGAUUCUUCCAUUUAAACCAUUGACAAUGACAUUCCAUAAUGUCAAUUACUUCGUUGAUAUGCCAAAGGAAAUGUGUAAACAAGGUAUACCAGAAAAGAAGUUGCAGCUUUUGUCAAAUGUGAGUGGAGUAUUUUCACCAGGAGUUCUCACUGCAUUGGUUGGGUCAAGUGGAGCAGGAAAAACUACUCUGAUGGACGUGCUUGCUGGCCGGAAAACUGGGGGAUAUAUAGAAGGGGAUAUUAAGAUAUCAGGUUACCCUAAAGAGCAGCGCACAUUUGCUAGAAUUUCAGGAUAUGUUGAACAAAAUGAUAUACAUUCUCCUCAGGUUACUGUUGAGGAGUCUCUCUGGUUUUCUUCCAGUCUUCGGCUUCCAAAAGAAGUUACCAAAGAACAAAGACAUGAGUUUGUUGAAGAAGUAAUGAGAUUGGUAGAACUCAAUAAUCUACGGAAAGCAUUGGUUGGUUUGCCAGGUACUAGUGGCUUAUCAACUGAACAGAGAAAGAGAUUAACAAUUGCAGUUGAGCUUGUUGCAAAUCCUUCCAUUAUUUUUAUGGAUGAACCAACCUCCGGACUUGACGCACGAGCAGCAGCAAUUGUGAUGCGAACUGUUCGUAAUACCGUUGAUACUGGAAGAACAGUGGUUUGCACCAUUCAUCAGCCAAGUAUUGACAUUUUUGAAGCAUUUGAUGAGCUACUUCUCAUGAAACGAGGGGGACAGGUUAUAUAUGGAGGAAAGCUUGGCUUGCACUCACAGAUUAUGAUAGACUAUUUUCAGGGAAUUGCAGGAAUCCCUCCUAUUACUGAUGGCUACAACCCAGCAACUUGGAUGCUUGAGGUUACUACUCCUACCGUUGAAGAAAGGAUUUGUGAAGAUUUUGCUGAGUUAUAUAAAAAUUCUGAGCAAUACAGGGAGGUGGAAGCUUCAAUUAUGCAUUUCAGUGCUCCGCCUGCAGGCUCAGAACCAUUAAAGUUUGUUUCUACAUAUUCACAAGAUAUAUCGACUCAGUUUGGGAUUUGCCUUAGGAAACAAAAUCUUGUAUACUGGAGAAGUCCACAAUACAAUGCCGUGAGGAUAUUUUUUACUGUAUUAGCUGCAUUUAUAUUAGGCUCAGUGUUUUGGAAAACUGGUUCAGAAAGGGACUCUACUCAAUCUUUGUUUAUUGUCAUGGGAGCUCUAUACUCUGCCUGUCUGUUUCUUGGGGUCAAUAAUGCUUCCUCAGUGCAGCCAAUAAUUUCUAUUGAGAGGACGGUGUUCUAUAGAGAAAAGGCAGCUGGAAUGUACUCUCCAUUAGCCUAUGCCGCAGCACAGGGUCUUGUGGAAGUACCAUACAUCAUUUUGCAAACAAUUUUAUAUGGAAUUAUCACAUAUUUCAUGAUUAAUUUUGAAAGGACGGGCGGCAAAUUUUUCCUCUAUUUGUUGUUCAUGUUCCUUACUUUCACCUACUUCACAUUUUAUGGAAUGAUGGUUGUUGGUCUCACGCCUUCUCAACACAUGGCCGCUGUCGUCUCCUCAGCAUUUUACUCUUUAUGGAAUCUCCUCUCAGGUUUUCUUAUCCCAAUGCCUAAAAUCCCAGGAUGGUGGAUCUGGUUCUAUUACAUCUGCCCCGUUGCAUGGACUUUGCGGGGCAUUAUCAUUUCUCAGCUUGGUGAUGUGGAGAGCACAAUUGUAGGACCAGGUUUUGAAGGCUCUGUCAAAGAGUUUUUGAAAGUUAAUUUUGGCUUUGAAUCUGAUAUGCUUGGAGUUUCAGUGGUGGUGCUUGUUGGCUUCUGCGUCAUCUUCUUUGCUAUCUUUGCAUUCUCUGUGAAAUUCCUUAACUUCCAGAGAAGAUGAGCAGUGGAUUCAUUUAUUGAAACAGGGGGUCCUGCCUGCAGGGGACAAUUUUUUACCCUAGAAUAAUGGUUUUGAGGCCUUUGAUGUUGGUUGAGUUACGGGUUCAGUUGACUUGAGGGGUCUGCAAUUGUCCUGAAACACAUUUUGGCAAGGUUAUGGUGGCAUUGGAUAUGAGACUUGUAAUGGUGUGGUCACUGUGCAAGCAGUUGCUUUCAGGCAAGUUUAAAAUUGCAUUUGGGAUAUCAAAGCUUGAAACGCUUGUAGGGAGGAAAUUUAGCUUGGGACAGCUGCCUUGCAUUAGGCUAUGGCUGAUAUUGUGGUAGAGCUGCUGCAAAAGUGAUGAGGGAGAGGAGCCUGUUGGCCAAGGACAUGUAGGCAACUGUAUCUUUUAACAAUUUUCAGCGACUUUUUUAAUGGAUUAGCUUGUUUGUACUUUAUAGGAUCACAAGGAAUGUUGACUCGGUGUUCAUAGUUACAGCAUACUUAAAGUUGAAUUUGAAAGCUGCCAAGCUUUCUGAUAUUGAUAUGUUAUUA